GACAUCGUAAUUACGACUUCCCAGUUUUCCUCCUCACAGUAAACACAGAGCAGAGCAAGAAGAACAUGAGCUGGUGCUGAGAAUAAUAUUUUACACACGCGUGUCAUUUAAAACAUAUUUAAUCAUGCCUAUGAAAGGAAGGUUCCCCAUACGGAGGACAUUAGAAUAUCUGCAGAAAGGAGAAGUAGUCUUCAAGAACUCAGUGAAGAUUAUGACUGUGAAUUACAACACGCGUGGAGAACUGAGUGAAGGAGCAAGGAAAUUUGUGUUUUUCUCUGUGCCACAAAUCCAGUACAAAAAUCCCUGGGUUCAAAUAAUGAUGUUCAAAAAUAUGACCCCAUCACCUUUUCUCCGAUUCUACCUUGAUGAUGGCGAGCAGGUAUUGGUGGACGUAGAAGGAAAAGACUAUAAAGAAAUAACCCAGCAUGUCAAGAAGAUCCUGGGCAAGUCAGAUAAAGUUUUGCAAGCUGAGGCGUUAGCCAAGAUGGAGUCCUCAAACCCUGCGAACUUCGGGCCCAAAAAAUACUUCCUGCGCGAGUGUAUAAGCGAAGUGGAAGGUCAGGUUCCUCACCCAGGUCUGGUGCCCUUGCCAAAAGAGAUGACUGGCAAAUACAGGACCAAAAUGGCCGCUAGCGCUGAGGACUAAACCUGGUCACAGGAAAAAGAGAGGACAGGAUUGUAACAUUUCAUCCCUCAGUCAGUUCUUCUACCUGAAUGGACUGCAGUCAGUAUUUGUGGAAAUGCUUUUGGGCUUUCUCAUACUGGGGAAAUAAUAAGCAGCCAUGGUAUUUUUUUUUUUUUUUGUAAAAUAAAAAAAAUGGACUAUU
Molecule: messenger RNA, 827 nt
Organism: Pangasianodon hypophthalmus (striped catfish)
Lineage: Eukaryota; Metazoa; Chordata; Actinopteri; Siluriformes; Pangasiidae
Gene: mrps25
Product: mitochondrial ribosomal protein S25
Exons: 4
Coding region: 125-646 (173 amino acids)
Cellular component (GO): mitochondrion
Molecular function (GO): structural constituent of ribosome
Source: RefSeq, a predicted model, not a curated record